AAAAAAACUCCCGCGGCAUGAGUUUCGCCGCCAUUUUGCAUCAGACCUAUUGAAAAGAGUGAGGUAGCAGACACGGCGGGAUUUGGCCACUUUAUCCUCUUUCAGUACAUUUCCCUCUGGAUUUAUCCCAACACAAUCCGACAUAUUAACGGACAGGUCCCGGAGACAUGGCCACGGAGCAUAUAAAUGGAAAUGGUACGGAUGAACCGGUGGAGUCUUCAGCGGCAGUUACCCAUUCAGAGCACUUCCAGACGCUACUAGACGCCGGCUUACCUAGACAAGUUGCAGUCAAACUAGAUGAGAUUUACAUAGCAGGACUCGUGUCUCACAGCGAUCUGGACGAUCGAGCGAUCGGAGCGCUGAAAGAGUUCAACGAGGAGGGAGCGCUGCAGGUCCUCCUGCAGUUCAAAGACAGCGACCUGUCGCAUGUUCAGAAUAAAAGUGCCUUCCUCUGUGGAGUGAUGAAGACGUACAGGCAGAGGGAGAAGCAGGGGACCAAAGUGUCAGACUCCACUAAAGGACCAGAUGAGGCCAAAAUCAAAGCUUUGCUCGAGAGGACUGGCUAUACGCUUGAUGUGACGACGGGCCAGCGCAAGUAUGGCGGCCCUCCUCCAGGGUCGACCCACGCUGGAGUUCAGCCCAGCGUCGGCACGGAGAUUUUUGUGGGAAAGAUCCCGAGAGAUCUCUUUGAGGAUGAGCUAGUCCCUCUGUUUGAGAAAGCCGGACCCAUCUGGGAUCUGCGUCUGAUGAUGGACCCGCUCAGCGGACUGAACCGAGGAUACGCCUUCAUCACCUUCUGCACUAAAGAGGCCGCUCAGCAAGCUGUCAAACUCUGUAACAACAAUGAAAUUCGUCCCGGGAAGCACAUCGGUGUGUGCAUCUCUGUCGCCAACAAUCGUCUGUUUGUGGGGUCCAUCCCCAAGAGCAAAACUAAGGAGCAGAUCGUGGAGGAGUUUGCCAAAGUUACCGAGGGCUUAAACGACGUCAUCUUGUAUCAUCAGCCUGAUGACAAGAAGAAGAAUCGCGGCUUCUGCUUCUUAGAGUACGAGGAUCAUAAAACGGCAGCCCAGGCACGGCGUAGACUAAUGAGCGGCAAGGUGAAGGUUUGGGGGAAUGUGGUGACUGUAGAGUGGGCCGAUCCCAUAGAAGACCCCGACCCCGAAGUCAUGGCUAAGGUAAAAGUCCUCUUUGUAAGAAACCUGGCCAGUACCGUAACGGAAGAGCUUCUGGAGAAGACGUUCUGUCAGUUUGGCAAACUGGAAAGGGUUAAAAAGCUUAAAGACUACGCCUUCAUCCACUUUGAAGAGCGAGAUAGUGCUGUUAAGGCUCUAGCUGAAAUGCACGGGAAGGAUUUGGAAGGGGAACAAAUUGAAAUCGUCUUUGCAAAGCCGCCUGAUCAGAAGAGGAAAGAGCGAAAGGCCCAGAGACAAGCUGCUAAAACUCAAAUGUAUGACGAGUAUUAUUACUACGGGCCGCCGCAUAUGCAUCCCCCGACGAGAGCAAGAGGACGAGGCGCCCGAGGAGGUUAUUCGUAUCCCCACGACUAUUACAGCUAUGAAGAUUAUUACGAUUACUACGGCUAUGACUAUCACAACUACAGAGGCGGUUACGACGACCCCUACUACGGCUACGAUGACUUUCAAGCUCACGUCAGAGGAAGGGGCAGCAGAGGAGCCCGGGGCCCCACACUGUCCAGGGGCCGCGGCUCCACCGGCAGCAGGGGCCGGGCCGGUUUCUCUCAGCGUGUGGGUCCGGGGGCCAGCCGAGGCGGUCGGGGGUCCAGAGGAGGCGUCCAGCAGAGAUGUCGAGUGGCACCUUGUGGACGAAACGGACCAAAGGUUUGCACUUUCUGCUCUUUCAUUCCUGGAAAUUCACGGCACUUAUGUACACUGAUUUUAUAAUUUUUUUUUUUUUUUUUUUUUCUUCUUCUGCAUAUGCAAAGUGUCUUCAUCGAGAAGUACUCAACUGUGUAGCACAAGCUGUGCUUCGGUCUGAGCGAUAUAGCUUAAACGGCUGUAGUUUUUGGGUUUUAUGUUUUGAGUAUUUGCUGGUGAUGCACCGUAGUUAGUUUCCAGCGUAGAGAGCCAAAAACGGUGACGUUUAAUAAGCUCUUCUCCAUUUCGACCGUAUUGGUGUCUCUUUAAUGUGCAAAUGUGGAUAAACUACAACAGGUAAACAUGUCUGGGGUUACAAAUGAAGUAACUUAUCGACCUUCAUUUUGUUGAACCGACAUCUUUUAGUCUGUUUCCCAGUCCCCGUUUAAAUGUUUCAACGAUGAUUAAUAAGUAAAACCUAUUAUAUUGUUAAAUAGGUCUUGAUUACAAUUUAAGUGUUUAUAUACAAGUCAGUUUUGGAGUGUUGUUUGUUAAAUAAUGACUAGUGGUUGAUUGUUUAACUUCUUGUUUUUGGUGUUCAGGUUUUCAAAAAAUGAAAACCUUUUUAAUUUCAAUUAAAAACAAAACAAAUUGCUUUGAAAUAGCUUAUGUGUGCCUUUCCCUAAUCAGAACAACCGUUUUAGCAGAUUGCAAUCUCUAAAUAAAAAAAUAAUAUAUGGGAACUAAAAGGUUCACGCAUUGAAUUAAAUGUGUAAAUUAAGUAGGACUCAAAUAUUUUCUUGUGAAACGUAAUCCAAGUAAAAGUCUAUUUUAUUGUAUGAAAAUGCUGACUGAUGGAUUAUGCAUUUGAAUCUGAUUUAAAAUAGUUCAAAAUAAUCAUUUUAUUAGUUUUUUCUUGUUCAAAACACACAUAAGCUAGUCUAGAGACUGACUCAUGGGAAACUUCAUGGUCGCUGUUUUGUAAAUAUUCUGUCUAAGAUUUAAUCGGUGAGAGCAACAGGUGCACUUUCAUCAAAAUCAGUCCUGCGACUGGACACGCUCAUGCUCCAUGUUUCUUUGAAAACCUCGUCACGUUAGCUGGGUUUUCACCAUCUCCUGCGCUUUUGUUGUGAAGGUCUUGCAUGAACCUGAUUCUGUACCGCCGCUUGUGUUUGUGUGAAUAAAGCAUGCGUGUUUUUUGUUUUACCAGGGAAAGGGGGUCGAGGCUGGUCCUGACCAGGUAGUAUGAAGACUGACUUGUUGUAUGGGGUUACACCGGAUGCUACCAGUGUUCAUAAGGUUAAAGCAAACUCAAAGACCCAAUGAUAUUCCAGCCUGUAUUGAAGCAUAUCUCCUAUACUGCCACCCCUGACAAACCCUAAGAGUUCUCGAGUCCAAACCCCCGGACGCCCAGUUUUCCCCCAUUCGGAGCCCGUCUAAAUAAGCCAACUCACUACCACCCCCCCGGGUAUAUAGUCUAAACUCGCCGCUCUCUGGAACUGAAGUUCAGACUCUCAAGGAUCCCCAUACGUCAGAUGUGUUUUGCACUUUUUUUUUUUUCUUCUUUCCCUUUUUAUUUUUUACUCCUGCGUUUGAAGUGGCUCAGAGGAGCUUGAUGCUGAUGUAUAUUUUUGUGCUAACUACACUUUUGUCGUGGGAAUGUCCAUGUUAACCUAAAGCGCUUGGAUUCGGCUAGAGAACAUCUGCGGGUUUUUGGUGUAACCGCCUCGCGUGGACAAGUCAGGCAUUCCAGGAACGUGGUUCUUUUCAGAACUUGUCUUUUUAAGGGUCGGUUAACUACCUCAGUAGAGAGGAUUCAACUACCCUGCCUGUACUGUAAAUAGGGACACGUCGAAGCAUAGGAGCAGGGCUUGUUUCUUAUGAAAUAUGCACAAGGGCAGCAGAUAUUCUUAAUGUAAUAUAGUCAAUCCGCUGCUGCUCUGACAUUGCAAACAGUGAAACUGGGCAUGCAAACGAAUCUCAUAUGAUGAGCUGGAACAAGCCCUGCUUUUAUCCUCCUUUCAACUGAAUUAGCUGCCUCGCUUCUUCAGAUUAUGUAGUUACUGGGUGUAUGAUUGUAUGAUAGUUUGGAAUAAAAUGUUACUUUUGUAUUGGCUUAAACAUCACAAAUGCAUCCGCUGCAUUUGCUAAGCCCUGCAGUGUCCUUUUUUUUUUUUUUUUUUUUUUUUUUUUUUUUUUCUGCUGGACCGGUCGACGAGCAGUGAAUUAUGUAGGUUUUUAUAAUCAAUCAUGAUGUUAGCGCUCGCCGGGCUUGCUUUCGUUCGCGGGCGGGGGAUGAACUGGUUUUUGUGGGGGUUUAAAAAAAAAAAUUAAAAAUUAAAAAAAAAAGGAUACUGCAGCUUCAGUUUAUAUUCCAUAUAUAGCAAGCAGGUGACCGAACCAUUCAACCGGUUUUGUACACAGUUAACUCCCUCUCGAUAAAGCUGUAACAUUGCAACCUUUUGAAAAGAUGUGUGAGCAGUUUUAAACUAUUGUUGGUGGCCAACAACGUUUUUGCAUUCCAGCAAAUAAAUUGUUUUAUACUGUAAAAUGAGGUGAGUGUAACUUAUUUUUGUAAUAAAGGUUUUGAAUUCUAUCUUAAAA
Molecule: messenger RNA, 4418 nt
Organism: Puntigrus tetrazona (Sumatra barb)
Lineage: Eukaryota; Metazoa; Chordata; Actinopteri; Cypriniformes; Cyprinidae
Gene: syncripl
Product: synaptotagmin binding, cytoplasmic RNA interacting protein, like
Exons: 12
Coding region: 168-1901 (577 amino acids)
Biological process (GO): CRD-mediated mRNA stabilization
Cellular component (GO): nucleus; CRD-mediated mRNA stability complex; ribonucleoprotein complex
Molecular function (GO): mRNA 5'-UTR binding
Source: RefSeq, a predicted model, not a curated record